This is a messenger RNA of Leptopilina heterotoma, 923 nucleotides long. RefSeq names its product ragulator complex protein LAMTOR4 homolog (gene Lamtor4). Gene Ontology annotation, biological process: cellular response to amino acid stimulus; positive regulation of TOR signaling. The record is from RefSeq and is a predicted model, not a curated record. The coding region runs from base 258 to 569 and encodes 103 amino acids. Gene Ontology annotation, cellular component: lysosome; Ragulator complex. The transcript is spliced from 2 exons. Gene Ontology annotation, molecular function: guanyl-nucleotide exchange factor activity. Lineage: Eukaryota; Metazoa; Arthropoda; Insecta; Hymenoptera; Figitidae.
AAAUUCUAUUUACUUUCUUUUUGUUUUCCUGUCAGUUGUGAACGUUGUGAAAUAAAAUUGAUUAUUUUCUGGUUUAUCAACUGCUCUGGCAUUUAGUACUGAAGAUAAAAAAUAUGUAAAUAGAAUUUCAUUGUUUUUUUCAAUACAAGAAAAGUAGUUGUUUUGGUUUGCAGUUCAUUGCAAAUUCUAACCUCAAAAAUUUGGUGAUAAUACACUUCGUAAGUGAAAGAAACUUGUUUUUUUUUAAUUGAAAAAAGAUGUUAUCAAUGGAAAGAAUUCCUGAUCAAAUUGGCUACUUAGUUUUAACGGAGGAUGGUGCAAUUUUAGCAUCUGGAGGGGAAUUAGGAAACGAUGAGAGGAUAGCCAACGUCAUUAUCGGAUUAGUGACAUUAAUCAGCAAAGAUAAUUCAAAAGCCUUCUUUGCUGAGGAUUUUGAAAAAAUAAGCAUCACAUACAGCGACCACUGCUAUAUAAUUUGUCUUUCGAACAAAAAGAUUCAUGUCGUUAAAAAGAGAUUAGUUUCAUCUGCUUCAACGCAAGAAAGUCAAAUCAUAGAGAUCACGUCUUAGAGCGAGCUGAACGCGUUUAAAAUAAACAAAAGAAUAUUAUUAAUUAUUAUUAAUUAAUAUUAUUAAUAAUCAUGAAUUAUAAUUCAUGAAUGAGAAAUUAUAAUAUUCUUAUGUAUAUUUUCCUGAGUUUAUAAAUGAAACUCUAAAAUUAGAAUUUAAGCUUCUUUAUUAAAAUUCUAUAUUUUUAUGUUUAUCAAGUUUUAAUUUCUGUUUAAUUUAUCUUGAUCAAGUUUGAAUGAAAUUAAAUAUGUAAAUACAUUCAUUAAUAAUAAUGUAAAAAAAAUAUAGUAAGUUGUUGUCUGAAUCUCAAUUUAUUUCUGGAAUGAUUAAAAAAAUAAAGUGGAUAAUUUCAAA